GCGGCCAGGGUCGCCUCUGCCAGCCCGACUCCCGCCCCUCCCUCGGCGGUCACCUGGGGCGGAGCGCUGCAGGUGCCGGGGCGGGGCGGUGGACACCUCUCGUGUCUAGCCCGGCACCCCGCGCCAGGGACGCGGAAGCCUCGGGUGGCCUUGGUAGGUAGCGGCAGGACCCAUCCCCCCGGCAUUCCGGAGGCGACCCUGAGGACCCGGACUGCACAGGAAAGGUCCAUUUGGGAGGAAAUGCACUCUCUUCGCCCUACCCUGUGCAAAUUACUCGGAGCUUAUUCCUGUGGCAUUUUUGUGUGCCGGGAACCAAAAGUAAGGUAAUUCAAGGCACUAGACUCAAGUAAAAUAGGAAGAUCAUCAGCGGAAAGACCUGCUGGAGGAAACAGAGGCCCGCUAGGACUUCUGAGCUGGUCGGAUCGCAAAGCGAACCCCAAGAUGCCCUGGAAAGGACUUCCACGUUAGCUUUGGAUGGGAAAUGAAGUGAAGCAGUGUUACAUGUAUUUCAGUGGGCCCUGUGAGAUUUGACUAAAUAUGACUGCUCUUUCUUCAGAGAACUGCUCUUCUCAAUACCAGCUACAUCCGACAAAUCAGCUCCUAGACAGUAACUGUCUGCUAGUCUUGAUUAUACUUGGAAAAAUAUUAUUAAAUGUCCUCACACUGGGAAUGAGAAGAAAAAACACCUAUCAAAAUUUUAUGGAGUAUUUUUGCAUUUCACUAGCAUUCAUUGAUCUUUUACUUUUGGUAAAUAUUUCCAUUAUAUUCUAUUUCAAGGAUUUUGUGCUUUUAGGCAUUAGGGUUACCAAGUACCACAUCUGCUUAUUUACUCAAAUUGUUUCUUUUACUUACGGCUUUCUUCAUUAUCCAGUUUUCCUGAUAGCGUGUAUAGAUUAUUAUCUCAAUUUUUCUAAAACCAACCUUCCAUUUAAGUGUCAGAAAUUAUUUUAUUUCUUUAUGGUAGUUUUAAUUUGGAUUUCAGCAUUUGCUUAUGUUUUGGGAGAUGCAGCUAUCUACCAAAAGCUGAAGACACAGAAUGUUUAUUCUUAUCACUGUCCUUUCUACAUCAGCAUUCAGAGUUACUGGCUGUCAUUUUCCAUGGUGAUGAUUUUACUGAUGGCUUUCAUAGCCUCUUGGUCAGAAGUCAUUACGUUGGUACAGGCUAUUAGGAUAACUUCCUACAUGAAUGAGACUGUCCUCUAUUUUCCCUUUUCAUCCCACUCUGGUUAUACCGGGACCUCUAAAAAAGCACUCUUGCCCAAGUUCAUUGUCUGUUUUCUUGGUACCUGGCUACCAUUUGUACUACUUCAGAUAACCAUCCUUUUAUUUAAAGUAGAGAUUCCAGCAUAUAUUGAGAUGAACAUUCCGUGGUUGUACUUUGUCAACAGUUUUCUCAUUGCUACGGCAUGCUGGUUGAAUUGCCACAAGCUUCAUUUAAGAGACACUGCAUUACCUGUGGAUCCGUUUGUCAAUUGGAAAUGCUGCUUCAUUCCACUUGCAAUUCAUAACCUUGAGCAAAUGGAAAAGCCUAUAUCAAUAAUAAUUUGUUAGUAUGUUGCCACGUUAAGACUUACAACUACGAUAAGAAUUGUAACUUUAUAAACAGGGAAGAAUGACUCAGGACCUACAGAGAUGGAACUGAACCAAAGCCUCCCUCUACCACCACCUGCCAACUGUGUCCAUAGUUUUUCAGAAUGUGUAUUUUGGGGCUAUGACAUUGGGUUUUUUUGUUGUUAUUGUUUCUUUUUUAACAAAAUAAUUGCAAGAAAAAAAUUUAUGCCUGUUCAGGAAAACUACAUGUUACAGAUGUUAACACGAAACUGAACUGAGUUCACAUUCGGCCAUACUGAUGUUUCUGUUAUCCAAAAAGAUACCGGAUCACCAAAGACUCGCUGCCAAUUUUGUUACAAACUUAAACAUUUUUAUUAAAUUCAAAGUGAGAAGAUGAAGGUCAUUUUCUUAAAGAAUUUGUAUACCAGUUCAUUUUAACAUAAGGGGAAGAUGCUCAUUUUAAAAAAUAUAUCUCUGUAUUUAAUGUAAAUAUUCCUGGAAGCAUAGUUUCACCUACUUACCUUACAGAACUGGGAUUAGAGACUAGGCUUCCUUCCAUGACACACCAGAUUCAUUUUCGGUUAUAACUUAAUGUCACUUGAAUGUCAAAUCAUAAUUAUUCAAUACUUCAGCAGUGUAUCACACUGUGAAAGUAAAGUUGUGUUCCUUAGCCUCGGCGCUAUCGCUAUUUUGGGUUGGGUCAUUCUGGUCGGGGAGACACCCUGUGCACUGUGGAAUGUUCAGCAGCAUCCCUGCCCUCUGCCCACAGAUACCAGUAGCCCCUUGCUCCCUAGUCACGGCAAUCACAGCAUCUCCAGACACUGCCUCACCGCCCAUGGUGGGCAAGACCACCCCUGGCUGAGGACUGAUGGAAUAAAGGAAUCCGAGUGGCAAAUAAUCUGAAGUCGCUUUGUGAAUUAAUUGAACUACCUAGACACCGUCUAAUCUGUCCAUGUCUAAACCUGGCCUUCACUACACCGUUCCUCUGAAUGUACUGCUUUCUAAUUGACCAUGACACGGGAUUACAAUAUUUAAAAAUAUAUUGUACUUAAUAGAGAAUUAAACUCAAUAGAUUUUAAAUCAGGAAAAUUUAUAACUGUUUCAAACUCCUUAUUAAGCUUUUUAAUUGUUAUUCAUUCAGUGUAUUCCCCAUGCCUCAUAAACUUAAAGAAAAAAAAAGAAAUUAUUCAAUAGACCAGCCAAAUGGAAGAGGCUUUUAUUUUUAAAGAAAUGAACUUAACAGCUGGUCUACAAUAUAUUAUUGAAUUAUAAACAACAUAAAUAAAUGAUCCUGCAGGCCCACUAACCUUCCAUCCAGACCCACAUGAAGCAAUGUUACAACAAUAUUCUAUGUGAAAAUGUGCAGGUAACAAAGGUGCAAUUACAAGCAAGUUUAAGCAGCAGAGUAUAAGGUGCUUUAAUUUAACAGUUAAUGUUGCCAUCAAUAAACAUUUGAAUGCUUAAUUUUAACUUUACUGAAUACAGACACAACAAAUAUGGAAAUCUAAAAUUAAUACACAUGCUACUUGUUAAUAUGAAAGUGCCUUCUCUUUUUUAAAAAAAUACACCAAAUGGACAAUCUUUUUACAUAGAUCAUGGUGUGCUCUUAUAAUGGAAAAUUAACUUCAUUUUCAGGUUAUACAUUUGAAAACUGUAGCUAUAGACACCAAUCUAAGAAUGCUAAUGCUAGGAGUGCUAAAACUAUUCAAUUUCCUGUAAGGAGGACUCUAAUACAAUAUCCAAUGUAAAGAAUACAUUUAUAUAUAAUCUUAACAUUUGUUUUCUGUAAGGAUAAAAAAUGUUUUCCCCCCUUGGUGAUGCUUCAUCCUGGGUGGAUCAGCUUUUGAGGCUUUAAUAACAUGAAAGUCCUAUUUAAGAACAAUGUGAGGAACCAAAAGGAGGAAU
Messenger RNA from Phyllostomus discolor (pale spear-nosed bat), 3456 nucleotides. It is a transcript of the gene GPR160, whose product is annotated as G protein-coupled receptor 160. Gene Ontology annotation, cellular component: signaling receptor complex; plasma membrane. Bases 538 to 1551 code for a protein of 337 amino acids. The record is from RefSeq and is a predicted model, not a curated record. Lineage: Eukaryota; Metazoa; Chordata; Mammalia; Chiroptera; Phyllostomidae. The transcript has 5 exons.